This is a messenger RNA of Magallana angulata, 876 nucleotides long. RefSeq lists its product as uncharacterized. Bases 1 to 876 code for a protein of 291 amino acids. The transcript has 5 exons. NCBI's taxonomy places the organism in Eukaryota, Metazoa, Mollusca, Bivalvia, Ostreida, Ostreidae. The record is from RefSeq and is a predicted model, not a curated record.
AUGGAAGUUUUAAAUCUUGUUUACCAACUAUAUCAGUUGUUUUUUGUACUGGUGCUUACAUUCCAUACAUGCAGGGCGGACCUAAAACAUGGCUACUCAAUGUUACAGUACGGACACAAACUGGAGAGACGGAUGAUAACGUCGUAUGAUAAAUACAGUAUUCUGGAUUGUGUGGAGGAUUGUCUGAGAACAACACGAUGUCGGUCCAUUAACUACUGUCAAGGAGCCCACUUCUGUCAGACCAACUUUGAAAACAGGACAACUGUACCCGAUCUGUAUAUAGAAAAGCCUGGCUGGAUAUACAGCGAUAGAGAAGAUUGGGACAAAAAAAUCACGGGUGCUUGUUCAAAUUCAUCGUGUGAAAUCAAUGAAAAAUUUCAGCUUAAACCCUUUCAACAGUUUACUUGUGUUAUAUCAGACUGCGGAAUUCCAACGGCAGAAUCAUUGUCUAUGAGAGACGUUCGUGAAUGGGACGCUAUCGGGAUAAACAGACGAAUACACAUCACGUGCGCUGACGGAUUUGAACAGCAAGGAUCCGGGAAGUUCGUCUGUCGUCCGGAUGGGGUCUGGAAGUCGGAUUUGACAUGCUCUUUCAAACCUACAUUCCUUGGUUGCUUUAAGGACGACUCUACCCGAGUCCUAGGAGAAAAAUCUUCGACUCUUAAUCCUAAUGGAAAGAUUCAAUGUUGGAGAAAAUGUAAUGCGCUGGGUAGUUACAAGUAUUUUGGAAUGGAGUACAGAUCUGAAUGCUAUUGUGGAAAUCAAAUACGAAAUACAGCUGAACGUUUUCCUGAUGACGAAUGUAAUCUUCUUUGUGCAGGAAACAACGAUGAAACAUGCGGCGGGCCAUGGAGAGUGGAAAUUUAUACCGUAUAA